AUGAAGGAAUACCGUCUUGUAUCCCUCGAUCGCUUUGAUGGAGAAAAUCUUAACUCAACAGUUUAUUUUCUGUCGCACAUGCAUUCAGAUCAUACCGUUGGCCUGGACCAAGAUGCAUUUUUUGAAAGACUUGAACGAAGUGGUAAUUCCUAUCUUUAUUGUUCUACAAUUACAAGAAUUUUACUCUUGGGAAAUGAAGAGAAAUAUGGACGUUUGACUCCCUACGUUAAACCUUUGGAGGUAUUUUGUCCAACCACCAUAGACAUACCAGCUGCUUGUGAUCAAGAUCAGAAUUCUACAGUCCUUGUAACUUUGUUUCCAGCUGAGCAUUGUCUUGGUUCUGUGAUGUUUCUUUUUGAAGGACAAGAAGACAAUGUUUUGUACACAGGAGAUUUUCGUUGGGGAAAUAGUGAAGCCACUCACAUACCAUAUUUGAAUCCAAGUGCAAAACCGCUGAGGAGUAUGUAUGUGGAUACAACAUUUUGUUGUCCAAAAGCCUUCCAUAUUCCAAGUCGAGAGCAGUGUGAAGCGGGAGUUAUCUCCCUUGUUAGUUCGCAUUUUCAGAAAUAUGGACCAGAUGCUUAUAUAUGGAUUGAAUCCAGAACUAAUUUUGGAUACGAGAUGCUUCUUAAAGAACUUUCAUUGCACAUGAAGAUGAAGAUUCAUGUGGAUCAUUGGAAAAAGGUUUUGUAUGAUCAGAUUUCUGGACUUGAGGACAUUUUCACUGAGAAUGCAGAAGAAACCAGGAUUCAUGCUCAUCCAGAAAACAAAUAUAAACGAUUUGUAAAAAACGGUUUGCCUUGUGGUUUUGUCCUACCAAAUAAUAGCGGGAAUUUGAUACGAAUUAAACCAUCCACCAUGUGGUUCACAACGCUUCCAGAAAUUGUCAAUAUUGUUACGCAGAACGGGCCGAGCAGAUAUCGAGCUUGUUACUCAUUCCACUCUUCAUAUGCCGAGAUACGGGAUUUGGUUCAAUACUUGAAGCCAGCAAGAGUCUUCCCAAAUGUGAUUCCAACCUCAAAGACAUUUGAUGAGAUACAAGAUGCACUAAAUUCGUUUCUCUUGAAUCCUCAUUAUAAGCAUUUCAGUUCCAUAGAAUCAGAAGAACAGCCACUUGGAAUCAUGAAAAUUACAAAAUCGUCUGUUCAAGAUUCUGCUUCUUUUGGAGAUUGUGUUUUUGAUGAAACCCAAAGCCAAUCAGUGGGACUGAAAGCUGGAGCAGGCCUUGACAACAACGUCCCUGCUCAUGUUGGUCAUGGUGUCACUGAUGACAGCCAUGAGAGCCUCCUUGGCCUGCUGUUCAUCUCCCUCUCCAAGAUGCUCCACACAAAAUAG
This is a messenger RNA of Acanthosepion pharaonis, 1335 nucleotides long. Lineage: Eukaryota; Metazoa; Mollusca; Cephalopoda; Sepiida; Sepiidae. The record is from the annotation of a GenBank genome assembly.